Messenger RNA from Penicillium verrucosum, 2817 nucleotides. Its product is annotated as SPO22/ZIP4 family meiosis protein. The transcript is spliced from 17 exons. Lineage: Eukaryota; Fungi; Ascomycota; Eurotiomycetes; Eurotiales; Aspergillaceae. Gene Ontology annotation, biological process: meiotic cell cycle; regulation of synaptonemal complex assembly. Bases 1 to 2817 code for a protein of 938 amino acids. The record is from RefSeq and is a predicted model, not a curated record.
AUGGCGCAGCUGUCUGGAGGACGCCAGGCUCUGGCAGACUUUGCUUGCAACUUGCAUACGAUCUUAUCCGCAGUCAAUGCUUCGACAAGUCCUCUCCUCGCCCCCAAUGUAAUCUUCAGACUGGAUAGCGACCUCAACAGUAACCCGUUCAUUAUCGUGGUAAAUAUGUUGAAUCGCGAGCAGUUUGAUGACAUUGGGACAUCGCUUUGGAACGACUGCACUGAUCUGAUGAUUACGCGUGGUGACAAACCGGAGGAUGUGCUAGUGCUUGGCAAAGUGAGGGCUAUCGCGUUCGCCGUCUUGAACACGGCUGUCACGCCUGAUCUCUUAGGGAAUCUCAGGGCUCUCGACCUGGCUCUCAAGGCAGCGCGUAUUUGCAUUGUGAACCAGCAAUGCGACAUUGCACUAAAUAUUCUGUCUGUGGCUGCUGUAAGAUUGACGAAUGUUCAGCCUGUUCAUCUUGGCCUUGAUCCUGCGAUCAACCGAAAUCUCACCAUCCGAUACCUCUUGCUUCGUGUUCGGCUGGCCUGGUUGCAGGAUCGAGUCGAUAUCGCCGAGCAUUUCUUCGCCAAACUCCCUCUAGCAGUUGUGUCAAAUGAUGAAGAGUGGAUUUUCGAAACUUGUUUUAUCAUUGGUGACUCUGCACUCGCACGGCGUCUGCCAGAAAUUGCAAUCAUAUGGCUGCAGAGAGCAAGCGACCACUUCACGUCUUUCUCCCUUUUGUCUGGGACGAAUUUUCCAGAUCACGAGAAUUGGAACUUGGUUAUUCGACAUUCCCUUGUUAUGGCUUCUUUACAGGCUAGAAGCCCCUUGGGAACCGUCACCUACGAAAUUGAAACGAGAUACUUGAGAAGUGUACGCCUGAAGGGUCUGGUUGAUAAGUUACCUCUCACAGAUAUGAACAUGCCGAUAAUUUUCCAAUUUGCCCGAUCUAUGGACCAUUCAGGUGGUUCGGAUGACGGAAUGGAGGCAUUUCGAAUUUUGCUCAUGCACCCUCUGCCAAGAGAAUGGACAGAGAAAUGCUUUGUUGCUUUUCUUCUACUUUUGAGCAGAUCGGAGUACUCUGAUCUCAAGCGCAUUAGCAUCCUUCGGGAUGUAAUUGAUGCACUAGAGAAACGUGGAUAUCCAUCAAUUAGCGCCACGCCAGCUCAUGCCACCUUGAUUUGCAUCUGGAAAAUGACUGGCGAGGCCCUUCUCAAGAAGGACUACUGGACUGCAAAGCUAUGGCUUGAGAUGUGCACUAAUCCGAAGAUCUUUCAAUACUGCUCCAUGGAAACCCAGAUUGCGAUACAAAAGAAGCUGGUAGCAUGUUACCUGAAGACUGGCGAAACCACCGCUGCUCGUCGGUUAAUCGACCGGGGUCUAUUCCAAAGUCAAGUGGAUUGCGAGAGGAUGUACUUGUCUUACAAGUUGCUCUUGCUGGAAGGGAAAGACGGCCGUGGGCAUUUCUAUCUCGGUUUUCCUUCGCACCCGGUGCCGCACAAGCAAACGAGUCUCCUAUCAUGCGCAAUGGAAGCCCAGAGACAACGCAAACCAGAAGAAGUACUGAACUGUCUUGAUCAAUUCAUCAAAUGUUUGACUUCAGAUGACAUUUAUCACUCUGACUUUCCCGCCGCGGAACAUCACAUAUUCGCAAUGGUUCUUCUUUCCGAAGAACUCUCAAAAGGCUUUAACCAGAGGAUUGGCAACUGUAUCGAGACUGUACUCCAAAGUGCCGUGUCUUAUGCAAAAGAGAACAGCAUGUUUGAAGGUGGCGACCAGGAGGUCUCAGUCACCCAACUGCAAUGGCUGUAUUGUGCAUCUUACAAACUCGCUUUGAAACUUGUCAACUCUUCCGGGUUUCUGUGGGCUGCUUCUGUCCUGGAUCACUCUAGAGAUUUGGCGAUUCAGUAUCGUGAGAUUGCAUACCCCGAGAUGGGUUCCAAAGCACCCAGGCCGCAUUUAUUUGCAGUUGUUUACCUCCGUCUCCUUGUUAGCACCCUUGGGGCCCGCCGUGAGAAUGAUCCGACCCAAAAGGCAUCGCACUACGAUAAUGUACGCGCUUAUUGCCGGGAACUCGAUGACUUGCAUGGCUGGGAAGAUGGAGAGGAGGAGGCAGAUGUCGCGAAUAACAAGGAAAACGGGCACCAUGAUGUUGCCAAAUUCUUCGACCUUGAGGCUGCCAUGCACCUUAAGAAGUGGGACGAUGUGACCAACAUAUGUGCAUCCGACGACACAUUCCCCGAUCCGAAGUUUUACUCACCUAUUAUGGACCUGACUCUCCAAUUGGACCUACCACCCACAUUGGCAAUCCAGAUCAUCAAGCGCAUCGUGUUAAAACUCAGCGAGCUACAGGACGACCCCCCAACCACAUGGCAGCGCGAUUUCCGGGUUUCCCUGCCCCGCUACCUCCAUUGUCUAUUUGCACUAGCCAUUCUGCCAGUUCAACAACCAGACUAUCUUGAAUUUGUCAAUCUCGAUGUCGAAAUGGCUGACCCUGAGGUUGCUGAAGAUGUUCUCGACAAAAUCCUUGAAAUGGCAAACGAAGAGGCAGAGGAAGACGUUAAUCACGAGGGUUUUAGUACACAGUACGGUCAGGACAUCAUGCAUACCGGUUCUGAGCUCCGUGAAAUGUUUACAUAUCCAGCUGCGGAGUUGAUCAAAAUUGCUACCGUGGCUUUCAACAAGGCUACUGACUUUUACCGUGCUACGCAAGAUGAGGACUGUCAGCGUUGGGCGAACAAGGCCAUUGAGAUUGCUCAGCUUGUGCCAGGUGCCCAGGGCAGACAACUGGUCGAGACGCUUCAAAAUCGACUGGGGGGCUUGAUUGGAGUCUAA